Patiria miniata (bat star) is the source of this 415-nucleotide messenger RNA. RefSeq names its product DNA repair and recombination protein RAD54-like. Bases 1 to 405 code for a protein of 134 amino acids. Gene Ontology annotation, cellular component: nucleus. Gene Ontology annotation, molecular function: DNA translocase activity. Gene Ontology annotation, biological process: double-strand break repair via synthesis-dependent strand annealing; reciprocal meiotic recombination. The transcript has 3 exons. Lineage: Eukaryota; Metazoa; Echinodermata; Asteroidea; Valvatida; Asterinidae. The record is from RefSeq and is a predicted model, not a curated record.
AUGGCCACUAGGGCACCUCUGACUGAUUUCUUUUUUAUUUUUGUUUCUUUGGGUGUAAUUUGUCAGACGGGAACGAUAGAAGAGAAGAUUUUCCAGCGUCAGGUCCACAAGAAGGCUCUGUCCAGCUGUGUAGUGGAUUAUGAGGAGGACGUGGAAAGGCACUUCUCCCUGGAUCAGCUACGAGACCUCUUUCCUCUCAAUGAGUCCACCAUCAGUGAUACGCAUGACAAGAUUAAAUGCCGUCGCUGUGUCAACAACAUCCAGGCACGCCCGCCUCCAGCGGACACGGACUGCAACAGCGACCUGGCCCACUGGAACCACUGCGCCGGCAAGCGGGGAAUCCCAGACGCGGUCCUGAAGCAGGCGCUUGAAACCAACCGAGUCACGUUUGUCUUCCAUCACUGAUCGCAUGAAC